GCAUGCUUCAUGUGGUAGAGAGGAACUGUUUUAACGGGAUCAAGUGUGUUCGAAUGCAUGAUCUUGUGCGCGAAUUAGCCAUUUUCCAAUCAAAGAGAGAGAGAGUUUCGGUACAACUUAUGAUGAGAUGCAGGUGGAGUGAGAUUCCAGUCGCAUGUCAGUGCUCCAAUGCAAGGAUGGCAUGCAAUCAAGCAUAUGUCAAUUCAGACUUCGCACUUUCGUAGAAUUUAGUACCAAUAUGUAAGCAUUUCCAUGGUUUUUCUUACAGUCGAAGUACCUUGCUGUGCUGGAGCUGUCACGCUUACCUAUUGAGACUGUUCCAAAUUCAAUUGGGGGGCUAUUCAAUCUUAGGUAUCUGGGCGUCGACAAAACCAAUGUGAAGAUACUCCCAAAAUCUGUUGUGAACCUUCACAACUUAGAAACAUUGAGUCUUCAAGGUGCUGACUGUCUGAAUCUACCGCAAGGGUCUCAAAAGCUGAAGAGGGUGCGGCACAUUCUUAUUUACAAAUUGAUGGAUAAAGCAUUUUCGAUUUUUGAAAGUUAUGCAUCUAUGAAGCCUUUUGAGCGAUUGUGGAGUUUGAAAGACUUGCAAACUCUGGAUUCAGUUCGUGCUAGUAAAGUUUUCAUUGCUAAACUUGGAAAUUUAUCUCAACUGAUGUCCCUUUGCAUCACUGGGGUAAGGAGCAUCUACUGUGCACAGUUGUGUGACUCUUUAUCAAAGAUGCACCAGCUCUCAACAUUAGAAAUAAUAGGCAGCAAUGAAGAUGAGGUGUUGGAGCUUGAAGCUUUAACAUUGUCAAAUCGUCUUAAAGAGCUCAGUUUCUCAGGGCGUAUUUCCGAAGGAACUUUAAAAUCCUUAUUUUUCUCAACCAACGGGGGUGCACUUCACAAUAUAUCUCUAUUUUGGUCAUAGCUCUCUGAGAACCCAAUACCACGCCUCUCUGAAUUGUCAAAUUUAACCCAAAUAGGUCUUACAAGGGCAUAUACUGGACAGGAGCUAAACUUCCAUCCAUAGUGGUUCCCAAGUGUGAAGAUUAUUGCCUUGUGUGAUAUGCCCCAUGUUAAUCAAAUAUGCAUACACGAGGGAGCAUUGGUCCACCUUGAAGAACUUGUGAUCAGUGGCCUUAUCGAAAUGCAGGACAUCCCUACUGGCCUGGAGUAUCUUAAAUCCCUCAAACAUGCGGUGUUUUAUGACAUGCAUCCUGAUUUCGUAAGAAAUCUUCAAGCGGCAAAGGUAGAUCAUAUCCCAAGAGUCCACUACAAUAUACGAUCUGAUUUGGCAUGAACCUUUCUUGCGUGGAUGGUUACAGUUAUUGUCGUUAAUAAGAGAGCUAUAAAUCUCCGUCGAGCAAUGGUGAUUUACGAGAUAACUGUCAUUAUUAUUUCUGUUAUCAUUUCUGCUUUAUUUAAACAAGAACUGGUUUGUAAUAAUUCAUGGGAAUGAUUUAUAUUGCUACUCUACCAUCUUGGUUUUACAUUACAUAGUGAUUCGUGUAAUUAUGGUGAAAACAACAUGUACCUGGUGAACACAUGUUUAAGAGAAAAAUCCUCAACUCCCACUGAAUGGUUUUCUGGGAGCUAAAUGCUUUAUGACAUGGAAGUAUGCAAUACCCAUUACAUUCCUACAGUUAAUGUAUCUGGUCCUGAUCCUGAACACACAAGAUGCGGUUGUUGGACAAGGAUGUAGACAAGGAGAAGUAGACAAGGACACGACCAACCGUAGAGCCUUUUCUCAAACUUAAGUGUGGAGGUUUGGUUCUUGGAGUUGCUGGGGCCUGGGGGUAAUUGUUUAGCCCUAAUCAUGGAGUAACAAUAGUAUAUUAAGGCUGCUAUACUGCAACUUGGAGUUGUUUUCUGACGGACCAACCAGGAGUUGUUGGAUGAUGUAUCAUCGCCAAUGAUGGAUUAUAUCAACUUAGCUCUGAGGUAGCUAGAGUCUUCCUGCUCUAGUUUCGCUCGUACUGCUAGUUGCUGCAGACUCACGCCCAGCUCGGAGACAUCUCUCCUAUCUUUGGCUCAGAAAGGAAGAAGCUCCAGAUUAGAGUCCAAACCUGCAUGGCGGUGACGAAGGCAGCUCCACCAGCUUAGUACAGAAAUAUUGAGGUCAAACUGCAGGAAGAGAAAUGGCAGAGGCUGCUCUUCUUCUUGUCACAACAAAGAUUGGAAUAGCUGUGGGAGUAGAAAUGCUUCACUACGCUAGGUCUGUUGCAAAACUCUCUGAGAACAUGACACUGAUAAGGAAUGACCAAGAGCUUAUUCGAGCAUUUCUCAAGGAGAUUGGAAGGAAAGCUUCGACAGAUGGAGUCACCGAAACAUGGACAGGGCAAGUCCGAAGAUUGGCGUAUGAUAUGGAAGACAUUGUGGAUCAAUUUGUGUAUAUUGUUGGCAAACAGCAUCAGAAAGGAUCAUGGUGGAGUAGUGUGAAGAAAAUCUUGAAGAAACCCCAGUAUCUGUUUACACUAGGUGAAAUCGCUACUGGCCUUGAGAAAAUAAACCGAGCCCUUACACAUCUUAAAGAAAACAGAGAUUGGAUUCAACCAAUAACUGGUGUGGGCGAUAUUUUUGCAACAAAUUAUGACAGCCAACAGCAACUUUAUCUUCCUGGACAUGAUUACUCAAUCUCUGAUGAUGAACUUGUGGGAUUUGAUAAAAAUAGAAAACUAUUGAUGGGGUCACUGAAUUUGGAAAAUUGUCUAAAUCUGCAAAUCAUUGCCUUGUGGGGUAUGGGUGGUAUCGGGAAAAGCACUCUUGUCAGUAAUGUGUUCCGAUAUGAAGCAUCCAACUUUGAAUGCCGUGUAUGGGUUUCCGUCUCUCAGUCCUAUAAACUAGAUGAUAUUUGGAGAAGAAUGCUGAAAGAAAUCUAUCCUAAAGACAAGAAAGAAUUUGAUGCUGAGAAGAUGACUUGUGCAGAGCUACAAGAUGAACUGAAAGCAAUCCUGAAAACAAAGCGAUACUUGAUCAUACUGGAUGAUAUCUGGACAGCUGAAGACUUUAGAAAAAUUACAGAGGUUCUUGUCGAUGCAAAAAUGGGAAGCAGAAUAAUAAUGACGACAAGAUCUGAAGAAGUUGCUUCAAUAGCUCCUGAUGGUUGCAGGAUCAAAGUGGUGCCUCUUGAGGAGGAGGAUGCAUGGCGUCUUUUUUGCAGGAAGGCAUUUCCAAGCACUGGAAAUCACAUCUGCCCAUUAGCAUUACAAGAGUGUGGUAAAUUGAUAGUGGGGAGGUGUGAUGGUUUACCAUUAGCUCUUGUGGCCAUAGGGAGCUUAUUGUCUCUUAAGACGCAGAAUGUUACAGAGUGGAAACUAUUUGACGCACAACUUAUUUCCGAGCUACACAAAAAUGACAACCUAAGUCGCGUGGAGAAAAUUCUGAAUCUAAGCUACAAAUACUUGCCUGACUAUUUGAAGAGUUGUUUCUUGUAUUGUGCCAUGUUCCCAGAAGACCACUUGAUCCAUAGAAAAAGACUGAUCAGACUAUGGGUCGCUGAAGGGUUUGUUGAACAAAUUGGAAAUUGCAGUUUAGAAGAUGUUGCUGAAGGUUACCUGACACAGCUCGUUCAACGAAGCAUGCUUCAUGUGGUAGAGAGGAACAGUUUUAACAGGAUCAGGUGUCUUCGAAUGCAUGAUCUUGUACGUGAAUUAGCCAUUUACCAAUCUAACAGAGAGAGUUUCAGUACGACUUAUGAUGAUAGUCAUGGGGUGAUGCAUGUGGAGUCGGGUUCUCGUCGUAUGUCGGUGCUCCAAUGCAAAAAUGGCAUCCGACCAAGUACUGGUCAAUGCAGGCUUCGUACCUUCAUAGCAUUUAGCACCAGCAAUGCAUCAUCUUCAUUGUUUCCCUCAGAAUCUAAAUACCUUGCUGUGCUGGAGCUAUCAGGAUUACCUAUUGAGACUGUUCCAAAUUCAAUUGGGGAGUUAUUCAACCUUAAGUAUUUGGGCCUCAACAAUACCAAUGUGAAGAUACUCCCAAAAUCAGUCACGAAGCUUCACAACUUAGAAACACUGAGCCUUAGAGAUACAGAUUGUUUGUCUCUACCUCGAGGGUCAGAAAAGCUGAAGAGAGUUCGGCACAUUAUAAUUCUUAAACUUCUGGACAAAACAUAUGCGAGUUUCAAAUGCUUUGAACCUAUGGAGCCUUUGGAGGGAUUGUGGAAUUUGAAGGACCUGCAAACUCUGGGUGCAGUUCGAGCUAGCAAAAUUUUUGUUUCAAAACUAGCAAGUUUAUCUCAGCUGAGGAUCCUUAACAUUGUUGGGGUAAGGAGCAGCCACUGUGCAUAACUGUGUGACUCUUUAUCAAAAAUAGACCAGCUCUCGGCAUUAGAAAUAACAGCCAGCGAUGAAGAUGAGGUGCUCCAGCUUGAAACUUUGACAUUGUCAAACCGCCUUAGAAAGCUCACUUUAUCAGGGCGGAUUUCAAAAGGAACAUUGAAAUCUCCAUUUUUCUCAAGCAACGGAGAUGUCCUUCACAAAAUAUUUCUACGUUGGUCCCAGCUCUCAGAGAACCCAGUGCCGCGCCUCUCUGAGUUGUCAAACUUGACCGAAAUAGUUCUAAGCAAAGCGUAUACUGGACAGGAGAUAAACUUCCAGCCAGUGUGGUUCCCAAAUGUGAAGAUUCUUUUCUUGUUGAAUUUGCCACAUGUCAACCAAAUAUGCAUACACGAGGGAGCUUUGGUCCGCCUUGAAGAACUUGUGAUCCGUGACCUUGUUGAACUGCGGGACAUCCCUACCGGCCUGGAACAUCUGGAAUCCCUCAAAGCGGCGCGCUUUUUUGAGAUGAACCCUGAUUUUGUAAGAAAUUUUCCAGCGGCAACACUAGAGCAUGUUCCGGAAGUUUACUGCACCAUAUGAUCCGGAGAGGCAUGAGUCUUUCUUGCGUGGAUGGGGUUUGCAGUUAGUUAUUGCCAUCAAUGUGGGAGCUAUGUAUCUCUGUUGAAGAAUGGCGAUUCAUGAGACAACUGUCAUUCUUCUUGCUAUUAUUAUCUCUGCUUAUUUAAACACGAACUGGUUUGUAAUAACGUAUGGGAAUGAUCUGUAUUACUGCUAUCCCAUCUUGGUUUUAUACACCAUCUAAGUUUAUAGUGGCGCUAAGCUACUGCGCGAGAUAACUAUUAUGUAUUUUUACACAGUGAUCCAUGUAAUAAUGUUGAAAACUUCAGCUACUUGCUCGACACGUAUUUAAGAGAAAACAAACCUUAUUUGCCCCA
Triticum aestivum (bread wheat) is the source of this 5197-nucleotide messenger RNA. Its product is annotated as disease resistance protein RPM1. The record is from RefSeq and is a predicted model, not a curated record. Gene Ontology annotation, biological process: defense response to other organism. Gene Ontology annotation, molecular function: ADP binding. The coding region runs from base 2124 to 4271 and encodes 715 amino acids. The transcript is spliced from 6 exons. Lineage: Eukaryota; Viridiplantae; Streptophyta; Magnoliopsida; Poales; Poaceae.